Capronia coronata CBS 617.96 is the source of this 1407-nucleotide messenger RNA. RefSeq names its product serine/threonine protein kinase. The coding region runs from base 1 to 1407 and encodes 468 amino acids. NCBI's taxonomy places the organism in Eukaryota, Fungi, Ascomycota, Eurotiomycetes, Chaetothyriales, Herpotrichiellaceae. Gene Ontology annotation, molecular function: protein kinase activity; ATP binding. The record is from RefSeq and is a predicted model, not a curated record. The transcript has a single exon. Gene Ontology annotation, biological process: protein phosphorylation.
AUGUCCAGCUCGUUUUCAGGGCGUCCUGAUACAUCUGUGCCUGCUUCUUCCAGCCCGACUGCGCCCUCGAAUGAUCCUCUCUCUGACAGUCAAGAUGCUGCCCCCUUCGUGCCGAAUAUAUUUGACCUCGUCUACCUCGCAAGGCGAGCCGAGAUCUCUGUCACCCGCCCGGCCAUGCAACUCUUCCUCGGCGCCCAAGCCAUCGACCAGUCCACCUAUCUUGGGCAUGGUGCCUCCUUUGAAGUGUUUUACAAGAGGGUGCCUAAGUCAGGCGGCAUUAACUAUGAGACGAAGGGCAUGGGAUUGACAAUUUCAACGAGACAGGGCCAGUAUGACGAGAGAGUUCUGGUGUACAAGACGGCAAAGAUCGCCUUUAAUGAGAUGGGGGAGCCGCUGGCAAAAGAUCGAAGAGCUAUGGACUCGGUUCUGAUGGAGCUAUAUGCGUUGAUUCAUCCGCCUCUCUACGAGCACCGCAAUAUAGUAACCCUGCUCGCCUUGGGCUGGGGUAGUAACCCUUACAACCCAUCUUACAGGCUGCCCGUUAUCGUUACUGAACACGCUGACCAUGGCAACCUGGCAGCACUGCAAGCGAAGGAAAUCCUCCCCUCUGAAACAAAGCGGAAUCUCAGCCUUGACAUUGGACGGGGUCUCGAGGUCCUCCACCGCUGCGGCAUAAUCCAUGGAGAUGUGAAAUCAGAGAACAUUCUGAUCUUUUCUGACCCCCAGAAGAAGUAUGUUGCUAAGCUCGGUGACUUUGGAUUUUCCAUUGUUGGCCUAGCAUCCACUGAGCCUGUGCGUAUCGGAGGUACAACCCCGUGGAGAGCGCCAGAAACAAUCGCGGCUAUCCCCCGCCAUCUCCUCGCACAAACAGACGUGUACUCGUUUGGAUUGACGGUAUGGCGCAUUGCCAUGGACGGUAUGAGUCCGUUUCAUGUGAUUUGUGGCGACUCUGGAGGAGGCACAAGUUUGACGGAUGAAAUCGAGCGUCUCAAGAGGGAAGAUUUGCUUACAGCCAAGGCAGAUCUUGGUGAAUGGUAUCCUGGCUGGGUACUCUCGGCCAUGGAGAAGCUCGCUGGUGGCUCGGUGCCUGACAUGAUGAAAGUGGUGCAAAUGUUACAGCAGGUACAAACCACUUUGGCCGGAGGUGGGAUGAAAAUGCUCCAGGCCAUCGAUUUCAUCAAGUACAUUUACUGGCUAUUGCAUCAGCAUGGAAUGUCCAAUACGCCACUUCACGGACAGAUCAAGCAAGGACUCAUUACAGCUGCAUUGUCGGAUCCUUUCUACGGCAAGGUCGCUGAAGUCUUGAAAAGAUGCGUGCUUCGGAAUCCGGUCGAUCGAGACCUUGCAGGCGCAAUGUCUCUUCUAAAUAGAUCUGACGAUAUUCAACAGGACGCUGAGUAUGUAUAA